Molecule: messenger RNA, 2248 nt
Organism: Lepisosteus oculatus (spotted gar)
Lineage: Eukaryota; Metazoa; Chordata; Actinopteri; Semionotiformes; Lepisosteidae
Gene: xgb
Product: x globin
Biological process (GO): response to hypoxia; oxygen transport
Molecular function (GO): oxygen carrier activity; oxygen binding; heme binding
Source: RefSeq, a predicted model, not a curated record
AAAAUACAAUUAUUUCCAUAUUUAUACAUUUUUUAGAUGCCUUUCACGAGAAAAUGUAUUUUCACCACUCCCACUAUGAAUCUCUAUUAAUAGCCUGUCAGUUUUGAAUUUGUGCGCUUAUCGCAACAUUCUUAUUGUAAAGAAUAUAGUGUACGGUCGAGCGGAAUGUGCAUAAAAGUUAUAUGUCUAACAGUACGUGACAUCCCGGUGCCUAAAUGAUAACAUUUGACUACUAAUUGUCAAGGCCAAGAUAAAUAUUAUUUUUUUAUGGUUAUCGAGUUUUGCAUAAACCGUGGAAGGAUGGGCUGCGCAAUAUCUGGACUGGGUCUGGCACCAAAGCAGAUAGAUGCUACAGAAGAGGAAGCUCUUCCACACUUAAGUGAUCAUCACAUCGAACAGAUCAAAGACUCCUGGAAAGUGAUACAAGAAGAUAUCGCCAAAGUUGGGAUAAUAAUGUUUGUCAGGUUGUUUGAAACCCAUCCAGAAUGCAAAGAUGUUUUCUUCCUGUUCAGAGAUGUGGAAGAUCUUGAGAGGCUACGCGCAAGCAAGGAGCUGAGAGCUCAUGGACUCAAAGUGAUGUCCUUCAUUGAGAAGACUGUGGCUAGAUUAGACCAGCUAGACCGCUUGGACCAGUUGGCACUGGAGUUGGGAAAGAGCCACUAUCGAUACAAUGCUCCUCCGAAGUACUAUGGGUAUGUGGGGACAGAGUUUAUCUGUGCUGUCCAGCCAAUCCUGAAAGAGAAGUGGACCUCCGAGGUCGAGGAAGCUUGGCAGACUCUGUUCCUGUAUGUGACCAGAAUAAUGAAGCGGGGAUACCAAGAGGAGGAGAAGAGUAAGAGGAACAAUGUUGUCAUUGCAAGCAAGGAAAGGCCAGAGAAAAAAGGCACAGCCAUUUAAUCACCUCUGUACUUCAAAUGAGACCUGUUUUUGCAAGGCCUAUUUCAUUAUCUACAGACUGGCCACAUAUCACAUACUGUAUAACAUACCAUAGCUAUGUGUAUAUAUCCUUAAUUUAUCAUUUAGAUGUUCUAACCUCUUUAUUAGGAAAAAGUAUAACUUUUUGAAUGUGCUUGCUCCUUUUGUCCUCUCAACUUCCCAAUAAGUCGCCACCUAACAGCACUUUAAUGACCAGAAGUAAAUGGACAAAGAUUCAAGCUACAGUCCACACACUAUCCCUACCACCAGGAGUUGUAAUGAAAUGCCAUUAUGUAGUGGGUUAUGACAUCUUUCAUGAUAGAAACCUCAGCUCAAAAGUCAUCAAAAUUGUUUAACAGGUUAAGAAUGGUUAAAGUUAUUAAAUAUAGUUGAAAUUGAAAGAUAUUUUUCCUAGAUUACCUACUGACAGAGAGCCAAAUUACAACCCCAAAUGGCAUGCUGUGCAAAAUCUGGAACUAAAAUGUAUGGAAAAUGACUGGAUGAAAGCAGGCAUCAGACAAGUCUUUAAACAUCACAAAGAUACAUGAUGACAAAAUUAAUCAGAAACUACUUGAUCAAAUCAAGUUAACCUAGACUACCAUACCCUGCUAAAACUUGGGAUAUCCGUUUUAAGUUGUACUUGUUUCCUAAGUAAGUUAACUUUGUAGAAAGUUAUUUUUUUACUAGUCUGUGUAUUAGAAUCAAUUUCAUGAAAAAUAUCAUUAGUACAUCACACAAUAGUCGGUGUCUCCACACUGAUGAAGCCAGAUGAAUGAUGUCAAAGCUGUUACUGAUAUCUAUGUCCUUUUAUAAUGUAGUGUUCCUUCAGUGCUGUUAAUACAUGUACAUCAGGUACAGUAAAUGCCAUGACUUGAGAAUGUUCUCAAAGACCUCAAAAUAAAUUAUGAAAGGCUAAAAAAAAGGGAUCUCUAGAGCAAAAUGUAUGUAAAAUGUAAGCUAUAAAUGUAUUGUUUUUUGUCAGUGUAAAAAUAGAAAGGUGAAUUCUGCUAGCCUUAUCUCCUUCAGACAAGGAUAAUUUGUUAUGCCAAGGACAGUGGAGUGCUUCACAAGCACUAGUAAAGUAUGUGCCCAGAACACUGACCUGUCAACUAGAACCUCAUUGGUUAACCAGAUACCUUCAGACAGGGUUCUACAAAAAUUCUUCAGUUCACUAGACAUUUAAAACACAUGGAAUAUGAACUGGUCGGAGUUGGAAGCACUUUCUUUGGAAAGAAAGUUUUUUUUUCCCCCAAACAGCUGCUAGAGGCGUAAUGUUUGAAAUAACAGGGUGGUAUGUACACAGAUGCAUUAAAUAAAGUUAAAUUUUGGACCC